GCUAGUGUCAUUUUAAUUAAAAACCCCCUAAGAAGUCUUUCGGCUUGUAAAAAAUAAGCCAAAAUGAACAGUAACAAUCUGAUUAUUCGAAGUGUUGUUCAGUGCAAAACUCCUUUACUUGAAAUGAAAUCAAUCGAAGAGCCCCCUAGGAAAUGUCAAAAAAUUAUUCACGGUUACGCUCUACCCCAAAUUGCCAUCAAAAGCGAGGAAAAAAAUUCUAGUAAAUCGUAUAAUGAGGUGUUACUCGUAAAUGGAUGUUGGGAUACAUCAAACAGGAUCCCUAAUAUCGUCGCCGAAAUGCAUAAUAUACACAGUGAAGAAAUCAAAGCGCUACAGACCUGUUCGUUUAAUGAAUCGCGCGAUUUCCUCAAUCCUAGUCCCAGGGGAUCGGACAGUGGCAUCGAGUCGGACUGCACCGAUGGAAAUCUUUCAUGGCUUUUGAAUUAUAGAAUUCAUGAAUUGCCGCCGGUGCCAGAUACGUCAACAUCAGAAACUUUAAAUUAUCACAUAUCGAAUACUCCAGACAUAAUAAUAAGAACAGGGAAUUCUAACGAAGUAUUAUCAAGCGAGUUAUCAAGACUAGUCGGUGCAAAAACCCCCCUCCGAGACUCUUAUAGCCCCAAAAACCAGUCAUACCGUUACGCCGGGCCAAAAAAGCCCCCUUUCACCUACACGGAACUCAUCGAGCACGCUUUGAGCGAAAAGGGCGAAUUGACGGUAUCGGGGAUCUACCAAUGGAUAUCAGAGCAUUUUCCCUUCUAUAAACAAAAUGAUGAUCGUUGGAAAAACUCGGUCCGGCAUAAUCUCUCCAUAAAUCCGCAUUUCCGGAAAGGGAGCAAAGCGGUACAUGGAGCGGGUCAUUUAUGGACCAUUGCCCAAAAGGACGAUAAGAAAACAUGGCAAAUUAAGAAACAGAGAAUGCAGCAGUUCAUCCAAGCCACCUAUAAAGAGAAUAGGAGUUCGGAGCAAGAGGUGUUGGAUAUGGAAUUGCAAGCGGCCACUGCGAGUAUUUUGGGAGAAUCGUUCAACGAAUUUGAUCCAAAUGAUGAUAAUGACAGGAAACAAAACAUCGAAGUCGAGUUUAUUAACGUCGUUGAUAUCCAAAACGGACUCGAAGAUUUCCUUUCUCCUCCAGUAUCCAAACAACAGAUCGUUCAAGAAUGUGGUUUGGGUAACGAUUUUUUGAUCACGGAUUUGAAUCCCAACGCUUUGGGCCUAAAUUUAACCGAAGGUGAAGUCAUCAACGAUGGGAGUUUUUACGAUGAUAUUUCAUUCGAAUACUAUGAACUUGAAAAAGAAUAGACUGGCUUAAAUUAGGAUUUUCGGUUAGAAUGUUUUAAGUGUACUUUGCUGUCAGGUUUUGAUAGCGUUUUAUCUAGUCCGUCCAGUGAAUUAAUGAGAUUUAUUGAAAAUAAUUGUAAUUAUUUUUAUACAAUCAUUGCAAUGAUUGAUUCUCUAGCAUGUAUUCUUUCAGAAAUAAAAAAAUAUUCCGUAAUU
Tribolium madens (black flour beetle) is the source of this 1497-nucleotide messenger RNA. RefSeq names its product forkhead box protein N5-like. Gene Ontology annotation, biological process: regulation of DNA-templated transcription. The record is from RefSeq and is a predicted model, not a curated record. Bases 64 to 1302 code for a protein of 412 amino acids. Gene Ontology annotation, cellular component: nucleus. Gene Ontology annotation, molecular function: DNA-binding transcription factor activity; cis-regulatory region sequence-specific DNA binding. The transcript is spliced from 8 exons. Lineage: Eukaryota; Metazoa; Arthropoda; Insecta; Coleoptera; Tenebrionidae.